Molecule: messenger RNA, 2708 nt
Organism: Etheostoma spectabile (orangethroat darter)
Lineage: Eukaryota; Metazoa; Chordata; Actinopteri; Perciformes; Percidae
Product: leucine-rich repeat-containing protein 15
Exons: 8
Coding region: 315-1388 (357 amino acids)
Cellular component (GO): plasma membrane
Molecular function (GO): protein binding
Source: RefSeq, a predicted model, not a curated record
GAGCACUUCAUAUGCUGCAUACUUUCAUCUCCCCUCACUUUUUAGCUUAGUGAAAGACUAGAGGAAGUGAAGCCAAAGACAGCAUUGCUUAUUCUCUCUGACUAACAGUUGGUACUUACAGGAAACUGUUAAUGGAAAAAAAUUAACUCAACCUGUUGGAGUGAAAACAAAGUGGACGGACAUCGGGUGAACCAAGCAUCGUUUAGAAAGUGUGAUGGCAGCCUAUUCAGUGAUGCCCAACCAACGUCCUGUUUCAAAUUGGAGAGGGAGUGUUCUAGACUUCAACUGAGCUCUUUUCAUCGUGGACAGGGGAGAUGCAACACUUGGCUUGGUUGAUGCUGGUGAUCCUUUGGAUGGUGCAGGCUGUGGAGGGUUGUCCUGAUGUUUGUAGAUGCUCCAGAAAGGCUGGUCCAGAAAAGUCAGAGGUCAACUGUCAUAAGAGGGCACUUCAUGCCUUUCCCUCCAAACUGCCCCGUGAUGCCUGGAUCCUCAAACUAGGUGAGAACGGUAUCACAGACCUGAAGGCUAAGGCUCUGAAAUCAAUUCCAAAGAUUGAGAGUAUUAACCUGGAACAAAAUGCCAUCACGUCCAUCCACCCCCUGGCGUUCUCUGGUGCAAAGCAACUGAUGCUCCUAAACCUCUACGGCAACCACAUCACCAACCUUCCACUAAGAGGAUUUCAGGACCUCCUGAACCUUCGCUUCCUUAUGCUGGGACAGAACCAGAUUGGCAUCCUCAAACCUGAGAUGUUUGCUGGAAUGAGGAACUUGUCAGAAUUAGAUCUUCCUCUCAACGCGCUGACAAUGCUACCGUCUAAUGCCUUUAAGCCUCUGAUCGCCCUCAAAGUUCUGGACCUUUCCCAGAAUCGCAUCCAGAAGAUCUCUCCUAAGGCCUUUGCUGGACUCAGACAGCUCAUGUUCCUCAACUUAGACAAUAACAGUCUGAAGAAACUUCCUGCUGGAGCAUUUAGACCACUGCAAUCUCUGGAAAUGCUGGUUCUAGACAACAAUCUUCUGUCCACACUGAGCUUGUCAACUUUGGAUGGCCUGGGCAGCUUGCAGGAACUCUACCUGAGGAACAAUGGUCUGGAUCACCUGCCAACUGAUGUGUUUAGGAACAUGGCCAAUCUUUCUCAGCUGGCUCUUAGUGGAAAUCGCCUGAAGACUGUGGAUGGAAACAUGUUUUCCCAUAUGCCUGACCUGAAGAAGCUUUACCUCCAUGACAACACGUGGCAUUGUGACUGUAAUAUCAUCUCGUUGGUGCAGUGGAUGAGACAGACCAAGGCCACCCUGUCUCCUCAGGAUGCCCUAAAAUGCAGGAGUCCUUCAGACCUCCAAAACAAGAGGCUCUUUAGUCUUGAAGCUGCUCUGCUGUGCCCAACACCAUAACACUUUUAAAACCAUGGCAUGGGCUCUGGGUCAAUGGAGAUUCAGAUGAUGAAUCUUUAAAACUAUUUUUUUUUUAACUCUGUAUACCUACUGAGCUAGCAUUUGUAGAGUGAACUUAUUUCCUAUAUUAUUUCUCAAAGCUGCAAUGCAUUCAAUUGAUUUCCCUGAAUACUAGUGUAUCUUCUCUACUUUAAAUGCAACAUAUUAAAAAUCAGCUGUUAGAAACUUUGGAUUUUGGCCAUGAAUGUUUGAGUUUAAAACCAAGAGCUCUAUAUGCAAUUUCAACCUUAACACACUUUUUUUUUUUUUUUUUAACUUCUGGGCGUGCAGCCGGGGACAGAGAGGUCAAUAGCCUUAUCUCCUAUCCUGACUUUCCUAAAAUACCUAUUCUUUCCUAUAUUGUAAUAAUGAUAGAAUAUUUAGAAACUCAAACUCUGUUUUUUGUAUUGUUUUCUAGAAAAACACCCCCUUUUUUUGUCAUCUAUAGUUGCUCACAGAAACUUCCAAGACUUUUGAGUAUACUGACCUGAACGACAUAAAGUGACUGCCAGGAGACGAUUACUGCAUUGGACGACAGUGUGAAAAUAUUUUUUCUAAAAAUAGGUUGCAAAAUAGCACAUUCUAACCUGCUAAGAUUUCCCCAGUUUUGUGUGGGUUGAUACCAUUACAUAUACUAUAGAACUGUGUUUGUUGUGUGUGUGUCCUUGCUGCUAUAGAGCAUAGAGCUAUACACUCGCUCUUGGGCGUUGAGUCUUGCAGUGCCAGUGCUAAACUACAGUUAAAGCAUGCAAGUCACUAAAAACAGAGUUAUGAGAUUUUCAUUAAACAGAAAGAUGUUGUUGGAAUAAAAUGUAUUCAUAUCAUAUGUGCUCAUAAACAUUAUAUUCAAGUAGUGCAUUAUAUUAAUCAUGUGUGUUCAAUUAAUUAUAUUUUGAGCUAAAGAGCAAAAGCAUUACACAUAGUCUGCUUGGUUUCAGUGUGAUUAUUGGGUUCACUUCUAAAUAAGAAGCAUGUAGUUCAUAAAGUUUACUGUGACCUUAUAAUAAGUUUUUUUGGUACAAUGUGUCCAACCAUAGCUCUCCCGAGUGAGUUAAUUCUGAAAAGUAGGGCCAAGGGUGGUUAGGGACACGUCCUGUGUUUGGGCAAAGAUCUUCUCCAGUAACAGUCUGAGACCUGUUAUCUAUUUUGCAGGCCGAUCUCUGCUAGACACUAACCUUCUGGAGACAAAAAACAGCACACAAACAUGUCACGUGGUAGCAACUGAACUGCCCCUCCCUCGUGCACAUAAGAUCAAGCAGAAAGGGAAAAGAGUUAGACAAA